Gadus macrocephalus (Pacific cod) is the source of this 2605-nucleotide messenger RNA. RefSeq names its product chromosome 22 C6orf47 homolog (gene c22h6orf47). NCBI's taxonomy places the organism in Eukaryota, Metazoa, Chordata, Actinopteri, Gadiformes, Gadidae. The transcript is spliced from 3 exons. The record is from RefSeq and is a predicted model, not a curated record. Bases 662 to 1564 code for a protein of 300 amino acids.
AACCGGAUGCUGCUUUAGUUUCCGGUAAGGUGGGAGCUGGUCGUAUGUUGACAUGGCAGUGAGUCCCUCCUGGCCGUCAUUCUGACCGGUCCUUUCUCAUGGAUCAUCUGUCUACACUAAUUCUAAAACUUUGGACAACGAUUGGUAGAUUAUAGCCAAAUCGUAGCAUUUCCGUCAUGCUUUAAUAUAAACCUGAUGGUCCAGUCGAUAAAAUUACAUCAGUCGGCAAGGAAAGAGGACGGAUCUGCAUGAAGAUCAUCUAACAUCUGACGGAGCUCCUUACUCAUUAGCUCCUCAGCUGCUGACCUUUAUUAACACAGAGGACCUCCCGCUGACAGUCGUAGGUUCCUUUAUUUGUCGGGGUUUGGAUUGGCUGAAAUCUUCUCCUGGAGAAGAACAAAGGUUUUCGAUCCACUCAGAAGACCACCUGUUUAGAGGCCAUCGUGUGGGCAUCCAGGGAAUGUGUUCGGAUCGAUGUUUGCUUUUAGUUUAACGCCGAUUGAUAAGCCCUCUGCCCCCGGCGUCUAACUCGCCUUCACAAGAAGGAACAGUGGAGCCGUUGUCUUGGCUGACAAGUAAACACUGAGCGAUCUAGUCCACUAAUAAAAGGGACAUCAUUUUUAGAGUUGGUUAACAAGAUUUGAGAACACUAUUUUUGGAAAUGACAGCUGUAAUCGGAAAGGUGUGGGGUUGGGUGCGUCCCACGUUCUCAUACCGUCUGUGGGGUAGAAGUGCCGAGUCAGAAAAUACCUCAAUAGACUGUGUGACAACUGAGAAGAGGCGCUUCUGGAGCCUCAGUAGUUUAAGUCCUUGGGACUGGGCUAACUAUAAAAAGGACCAAUCAAGUGGAGCAGAAGAGUUUUGGGAGGCCCAUGAGAAAUUGCAAUCCGUGGAUUUGACAGAUUUUGGGGCAGGAAAGCAGGAAUUGGGGAAAGUCGAACAUGCCCCCAGUUGGUGGAAUAAGAUCAUACCAUUCUCUUUCUCGCCAACAAAAACCGAAUUAGGUGGGCUUAGACGACGGAAAUGCGAAGAGGCAUGGGACAAUGAUGCAGACUUCUCAGAUUAUGGAACACCUCCACCAUCCCCUACACCCCCUACUCUCACCCGUGUGUGGUCCACCAUUGGCCUGUUUGUACACAGCUGGAAAGGGGAGAUCUUGCCCGAGCAUUAUGAAAUCUGCUUCAAUUUCCUGCGCCACCUCUUUGACCUUGUUGUGGUUGGCUUCCUGUGGACCGUGUCCCCGCCAACCAAGCUGAUCCUGGAGGUGCUUGGGGUCCAAGGAGCGUUGAGGCUGUGGCUUCAUGGGAUGGCAAUGUUCUUUGUUUCCACGGUUGGGAUGGCGGGGCUGCUUUGGGUGAUCCAGGAGUACCUUCCUCAGUUUGCGCUGCUCUUUGGCAUUGCACAAGCUCUGGUCAUCUCUGUCAGUGUGAAGCAGAGUGUGAUCUUGGGAGGAGAGCUGGAGGAGGACCAGGAGGAUAUUCAUGAGGGGGCCAAGGAGGGUUUGAGUGACGAUGAACAGCAUGAUGACCACCAUGGCUCUUCAAUGGACACGGCACGGCACUGAUUCAAGUAGGCGUCUUCUGGAUGCAAAAUGAAUGGGUGUAUUAUGGGAUACUAACUCAAAGAUGUAAUAAAACCACCUAAUUGUUUGAAGUGGAUUAUCGCCAAGGAGCAAAGAAAGCCCUAUGGAAAACAUUUCACUGCUGGACUGAGGCUUUAACGCUGUGCUUGCUUCACCUUAUUCUUAACACGACCACGGUACCUUGUUUAAACCAAGCUUUGAUAACAAACGUUGUGGACGGUUUUAAGUGAUUUCCGGUCGGCCCUCAACCUCUACAACAAAAGGAGGUUCCGUGGUUGUUUUUCAUGGUCUGCUGCAUUUUUUUUUUGUCUGUUAACACUACAUACCAGCACUUAUUAAUACAUGUUCUUGUACAACUUAUGCAGUAACCUGUGCCAUAACAUUGUGUGAUUGAUUAUUGAUGGAUGUCUGAUUACACAUUUCUGGAUCUAAGUGAUGUAACAUGAUGGGUUUUGUAAUCAUGUGUGUUUCUAUUAAUAUAUAUAUAUAUAGGUAAUGAGGCCAUACAAUGAUUAAGGAAAAAUAGCUGAAUACCAAAUGCGGACUUGGUAUGCCAUAGCACAUUUUGCACACCACACCUUUUUCUAAAAUUAAGGAAUUCAAAGUACCUGGUAUUUUCCAAUCGCAUGGGCCUCUGAUCUACCUGUCAUGUCAACAAGCAUUUUAAGUUCUAAGCAUGCAUCACACCUGUGGUCUCUUUAUGUAACAAACCAGUGCAAUGUUUUGUAUUUGUCUUAACACCAAAAUACUUUUUUGCCUGGUCUUCGUCUUACUACUACAAUUGCCUUGUAGGGAAUGAUAUUUUUGUAGUAUUUCUUGAUACCCUUUUAACUUCUAGUGCUGGAUCACUGUAGAAACGGACAACUAGAGUUAUUGCCUUUGUAACACAUUGGUUAUGCUUGUCAUGAUAUAAAGCAAGUAGGAAUCUUUGGGGAAAUGUAAGUGUGUCCUGAAUUAAAUCAUAUUAUGGAAUUUCACAAUUGUACAAUCGUUCAUGAUAAAUAAAAUGUUUCAAUUUUUUUU